CGGAAGCGCGCUGUGUGAGAAAAGCAACCCGGCAACAACAAAGGCCGGUGAUUGGUGGACCGCUCGUCCUUUGGAUUGGCCGUUGAAGCUAACGACGCCAAGGAGACGUUACUGAGGUUUCUCGGCAAUUUGAGGGAAACGAAAUGGAGGGGUGUGUGUCUAACCUCACGGUGUGUAACCUGGCCUACCACGGGAAGCUGGAGGAGUUGAAGGAGAGCAUCCAGUCCGAUAAGUCCCUGGCUACUAGAACUGACCAGGACAACAGGACUGCAUUGCAUUGGGCAUGUUCAGCUGGACAUACAGAAAUUGUUGAAUUCUUGCUGCAACUUGGAGUGCCAGUGAAUGAUAAAGAUGAUGUGAGUUGGUCUCCUCUUCAUAUUGCUGCUUCUGCUGGCCGGGAUGAGAUUGUAAAAGCCCUCCUGGGAAAAGGUGCCCAAGUGAAUGCUAUCAAUCAAAAUGGCUGUACUCCCCUACAUUAUGCAGCUUCAAAAAAUAGACAUGAGAUUGCUGUCAUGUUACUAGAAGGUGGGGCGAAUCCAGAUGCUAAGGACCAUUAUGAGGCUACUGCAAUGCACCGGGCAGCAGCCAAGGGUAACUUGAAGAUGAUUCAUAUCCUUCUGUACUACAAAGCAUCCACAAAUAUCCAAGACACUGAGGGUAACACUCCCCUACACUUAGCCUGUGAUGAGGAGAGAAUGGAAGAAGCAAAACUGCUGGUGUCCCAAGGAGCAAGCAUUUACAUUGAGAACAAAGAUGAAAAGACACCCCUGCAAGUGGCCAAGGGUGGCUUGGGUUUAAUACUCAAGAGAAUGGUGGAAGGUUAAGCAGUUUGGAUAGUGUAAGUUUCUUAUUGUGUAAGUUUUGUCAUCUCCAUUGUUCUGGAACCUAAUGUAAUUGUGCACAAGGUAUUAUGUAUGAUUAGUAAAGUUUUCUCACCUUUAAAAUCUUAGAAACACAUGUUGGAUUGGUCUUGCUGAGGUACUUGUUCUAAGCUUUAAAACUGCUUUCCAAGCACUGAGUAACUGUUAAGGUUGUUCUGUUGUCACAUAUUAUUCUGUAUUGGAUUGUGGGUCAUUUUGAGUGAAUAUGGCUGUAAUUUUUUUGGCUAUUGUGAGUCUUGAGUUCUCUUCCAAGCACCUUCUUGCCCUCUGUGAAGCAGAACAACCCCACCCUUCAAACAUCCUUGUCUUCAAGCUCACUGAGAGGCCUGUGCCAAAUAUUUCUGUAUUUUCAAACAUGAAGCUUACUUUAUUUUUUUUUACAGGAGGAAUACUUACAUAUUUUAAUGGACCAAAUUGUAGAGAGUAUGUUCUAAAAUAAUAAAGAAACAAUAGCCUGUAUAUGCAUGUACCUUUUUGAUGAGCUGGUUCUCCAGAAACAAGUUGUAUCACCUUUUUAAAGGAAUUAAAAAUAUCUAUAUAUACUCAGCUUUUAUUGAAAAGAAUGUUAAGCUUGCUUGUUAAAAAGUGGCAAUGUACCAAAAAUGUACUUUCAUUUGUAUUUCAAAAACAAUAAAGUUAAAACGUUGGAAGAA
Molecule: messenger RNA, 1534 nt
Organism: Perognathus longimembris pacificus (Pacific pocket mouse)
Lineage: Eukaryota; Metazoa; Chordata; Mammalia; Rodentia; Heteromyidae
Gene: Psmd10
Product: proteasome 26S subunit, non-ATPase 10
Exons: 5
Coding region: 144-824 (226 amino acids)
Molecular function (GO): protein binding
Source: RefSeq, a predicted model, not a curated record